Paramecium octaurelia is the source of this 1879-nucleotide messenger RNA. NCBI's taxonomy places the organism in Eukaryota, Ciliophora, Oligohymenophorea, Peniculida, Parameciidae. The record is from the annotation of a GenBank genome assembly.
AUGAAUCGACUCAGACUCCUCAGGAAUUUGACAGCACCUAAAUUGUUUACCAGGAUCAGUUGUUUGGCCUUGCCUUAUUUAAUCUACCAUACCUAUCGGAAUAGGCCUAUUCAUUGUUCCAAUGAAAGUAAUUCGUAAUUCCAUAUCACUUUCCAGUCCGACAAAUGAAUUAAUUAAUCUUUGUUCAAAAUGUCCUUGGGAAUCGGAAAGAUUAUUUCUUCUUGGUUAUCUACAAAGACGAACUCGAUGGAGGAUAUGGUGAAAAAGAAGCCAUUGAAGUGGCCAAGAAAUUGUAAUAAAUAGCAGAUAAACUAUAAAUUGAUUGUAUUUCAUUUAUUUAACAUAGGUCAUGUUUACACUGUUUCUAGACCCUCUUUGAAAUCUAUCACUAAAUUAGUCAAUAGUGUUAAAAAUAUCAAGAUAUAUGAGGAGGAUGAAUAUCAGAAAAUUGAUAUUUUUUUUAAAACUCCACAUUCAGAUGAUUAUGUUUACUUUCCUUUUAAAAAACACAACUUUUAUCAAAAAAAUAAUAUAGAUAAAAUUUUGUAAUACCUAUUAAUCACAAUAGAACACGUGUUUCGAGAUUUAUUGAUAUGUACUAAACUGUUACAACAAAGGAAUAGUUCGAAUCAAUUAUCUUAGAAAGCUAUUAUUAAUUAGACUCUCCUGUUUUCAUUAAGUCUAAUAGCCAAGAUCCUAAACUCAAAUUAUUUAAGAAAAUAUCCUUCUAGUUUUUAGAUAAGAAAACAGUUGAUUAAAACUCCAAAUUCCUCAUUAUAGACAAUAAAGAAUUAUGCAAAGAUUUGAAUUUAAAAGACGAUGAUAUUCUGUUGUUUAGAAAUGACAUCUUGCAAAAAUAUUCAAACUGCAUAAUCAAUGAAAGAAAUUAAAUAAUACCCCAAUUGAUAAAUAAAGAACAAAUUGGCAAUUUAAAAUAUGAAUCAUUUAAUGAAUGGAAAUAAUAGAAUUGCAGACUUGAAUCAAAUACAGUCACUGAUAAAAAACAGUUAAAAAGCCAAUUUACUUUUGAACUUUAAUAAUUUAGUUUACCUAGAGUCUUCUAUUUGAAGAAUAGUAGAAAGUGUAAUAUAGCUGCAUUUAUUAGAAAAAUCCAAAAUCAUAAAAACUAAAAUGAUAAAUUAGUGGUCAGUCUACAAUUAGAUCCUAAGCAUCAAAAUAGAUUAGAUGUAUAUUAAAAAUUAAUAUAUUCAUUAGAAUCAUUUCAGGAUAUCAUUAUUCUUCAAACUUUAUGAGAAGUAUAAGGACAAAUUAGAAUUUGUGAUAUCAGCAACAAAUCAAUUAGAAGAAUUGUUGCCUCACCUAAACAAAUUUUAAAGCAGGUUUGUUCUCUUUAAUAUUUUUAAUUCUAUAUCUUAUUCAAGAUAGCUAUUUCCACAAACAGCAAAACUCUAUGAAAAAUACUUCCUAAAAGACAUAUAAUUUGUAGAACGAUUCGAGGUAAUUGACUAACAAUUAAACAAUCUUCUCUAACUAACUUCUGAGGAGAGAAUACAUAAUAUUGAUUACUUGUCUCAGGAUCUUGAUAAGAUUCAGGAGAUCAAUUUGGAUUAUUUUAAUUUCCUAAAUAGCAAUUAAAACGAUAAAAAGCAAAUCAUUUUAUACUAUUAGAAUGAUGCCAUGACAGAUGCAUUACUUACUAUUUUGAAGGACAUAAAAACGAAGUAUGUAUUAUAAUAUAUUCAGUUUAAACAUAUACACGAUAUCUAAUUUAAAUUAGAUUCCAGCACUAUAUUCAAAUUUUCCAAAUUAAAAUGUUUUGAUAAUAAAUGGCACUGCUAUAGGGUUUCCAAAGACUACUGAUACAAAUUUAAAUGAUUUAAAAGCUGAAGUUGAGGAGUUUAUGAAAUAAUAUUUGUGA